AUGAAGACGGAGUUUAAGUUCUCCAACCUCUUAGGCACUGUCUAUAGUCAGGGAAACCUACUAUUCAGUCCAGAUGGCUCUUGCCUUUUUUCGCCAGUGGGCAACCGAGUAACUGUUUUCGACCUUGUAAAUAAUAAGUCACAUACUCUACCAUUUGCGCAUCGAAAGAAUAUAGCUCGGAUUGGACUUACACCGCGGGGUAAUUUACUGCUGUCUAUCGACGAAGACGGACGUGCUAUUUUAACAAACGUUCCUCGACGAAUCGUACUACACCAUUUUUCGUUUAAAUCUGCUGUCAGCGCCCUAUCAUUUGCCCCUUCUGGAAGACAUUUUGCUGUAGGAGUCGGCCGACAUAUUGAAGUAUGGCAUACACCUUCAACGCCAGAUCAGAAUGUGGAUGGCGAGUUGGAAUUUGCGCCAUUCGUGCGACAUAGAGUCUAUGCGGGACAUUUUGAUACUGUAACGAAUAUUGAGUGGUCUGGAGAUUCUAUGUUUUUCUUAAGUUCCGCCCGGGACUUGACUGCGCGAAUUUGGAGUUUAGACCCCGUGGAAGAAUUCGUUCCAACAACACUUGCCGGCCACAGAGAAGGAGUGAUAGGCGCAUAUUUUUCGAAAGAUCAGGAAACUAUAUUCACAGUGAGCAAAGAUGGUGCUGUUUUCCAAUGGGAAUAUAUUGGAAAUCCAAAUGCUAUUGAGUCAGAUGAUGUGGCGAUGAAAGAUGACGGCGUUCAGGAAAGGUGGAGGAUUACAGAACGCCAUUACUUCUUGCAAAACAAUGCCAAAGUCAACUGUGCAGUUUUCCAUCCGGAUUCGAAUUUACUGGUAGCCGGAUUUUCCAAUGGAGUCUUUGGCCUUUACGAAAUGCCGGAAUUUAAUAUGAUUCAUACGCUGAGUAUCUCUCAAAACGAUAUAGACUUUGUUACCAUCAACAAAACUGGCGAAUGGUUGGCUUUUGGUGCCUCUAAGCUGGGUCAACUCCUCGUAUGGGAAUGGCAAUCAGAAUCGUAUAUUCUGAAACAACAAGGACAUUUCGAUUCGAUGAACGCCCUAGUAUACUCUCCGGACGGUCAGAAAGUUGUUACAACAGCCGACGAUGGGAAAAUAAAAGUUUGGGAUGUCAAUUCUGGGUUCUGUAUAGUCACUUUUACGGAGCAUACAAGUGGAGUUACAGCUUGUGAAUUUGCAAAGCGAGGAAACGUACUCUUCACCUCAAGUCUCGACGGUUCCAUACGGGCGUGGGAUUUGAUCAGAUAUCGAAAUUUUCGAACAUUUACAGCACCUACGCGACUCUCAUUCUCUUGCAUGGCAGUGGAUCCAAGCGGUGAAGUGGUGUGUGCAGGCUCUUUGGACUCUUUCGAUAUACAUAUUUGGUCUGUGCAGACUGGGCAGCUACUGGAUCGAUUAGCAGGACACGAAGGUCCAGUAUCUACAUUAGCAUUUGCGCCUAAUGGUGGAGUGGUCGUCAGUGGAAGCUGGGAUCAUACCGUGAGAAUAUGGUCAGUCUUCGAUCGCACGCAGACAAGCGAGCCUCUCCAGCUUCAAGCAGAUGUAUUAGACGUAGCGUUCAGGCCAGACUCGCGCCAAUUAGCUGUAUCUACACUGGAUGGUCAAUUAACUUUUUGGUCCGUGUCAGAAGCCGAACAACAAUCCGGAGUCGAUGGGAGAAGAGAUGUCUCUGGAGGCCGUAAGAUUGGAGAUCGCCGGACAGCAGCCACCUCCUCCGGGAACAAAAGUUUCAAUACCCUGCGAUACAGUGCUGAUGGAACCUGCGUUCUUGCUGGUGGAAACAGCAAAUACAUUUGUUUGUACUCUGUUGCCUCGCUUGUCCUUCUUAAACGCUUCACAGUCAGCAUAAAUCUAUCAUUGUCCGGGACGCAAGAGUUCCUGAAUAGUAGACUAUUAACAGAAGCUGGUCCCGAAGGACUUAUUGAUGAACAAGGAGAAGCUUCAGACCUCGAAGACCGCAUCGACCGAACCCUUCCAGGCGCCACACGUGGUGGCGAUCCAUCAGCUCGAAAACGUAUGCCUGAAGUCCGAGUAUCAGGGUUGGCAUUCGCUCCUACUGGAAGAUCUUUCUGCGCAGCAUCGACAGAAGGUCUUCUCAUUUACAGUCUGGACACCCUUCCUCUCUUUGACCCUAUCGACCUCGAUCUGGCCGUCACACCAGCUUCUACCAUACACGUCCUUGAGAAAGAAAAGGACUACUUGAAGGCUUUAGUCAUGGCCUUCCGUCUCAAUGAGGCACCACUCAUCCGCCAAGUCUUUGAGGCAGUUCCACACACAAGCAUUGAACUCACAGUCGCUGAGCUGCCAAUAGUAUAUAUACCUCGAUUACUCCGUUUUGUCGCAUUGCAGACGGAGGAAUCCCCUCAUUUGGAGUUCUGUCUAUUAUGGGUUCAAGCAAUAUUGGUAUCUCAUGGCCAAUGGGUGAGUGACAACAGGGGUCAAGUCGAUUCCGAGCUGAGGGUUGUCGCCAGAGCAGUUGGAAAAAUCAGAGACGAGCUGAGAAGAUUAGCGGAUGAAAACGUAUAUACCAUUGAUUAUUUGUUAAGCCAGCCUAGUGCAAAAGAUGGUUUGCAGAAUGGGCAAAAGAGCAUAGCGAGCGAGGCACAUGUCGAGAAUGCCAUGGACGAGGACGAGGAUGGUGAAGGCGAAUGGAUUGGUUUAGAUUAA
This is a messenger RNA of Glarea lozoyensis ATCC 20868, 2673 nucleotides long. Its product is annotated as WD40 repeat-like protein. Lineage: Eukaryota; Fungi; Ascomycota; Leotiomycetes; Helotiales; Helotiaceae. Gene Ontology annotation, molecular function: protein binding. The record is from RefSeq and is a predicted model, not a curated record. Gene Ontology annotation, biological process: maturation of SSU-rRNA from tricistronic rRNA transcript (SSU-rRNA, 5.8S rRNA, LSU-rRNA); ribosomal small subunit assembly. Gene Ontology annotation, cellular component: Pwp2p-containing subcomplex of 90S preribosome; small-subunit processome. Bases 1 to 2673 code for a protein of 890 amino acids. The transcript is spliced from 3 exons.